CACUUUCAUUUGAACACCCACAGCACAGCAUCACAUCAUUAUACAGCAAAGCAGAAGCUGGACAAUACUGAUUUUGUCCCCGUAAAACCCCAAAUCAGCAUCACGAGCAGAACAUAGGACCCACUGGGCCUGAGACAGCAGAGUGAUGAGUGCUGCCAAGAGUCAGACACCACAGUCCACACUGCAGGCUCUGCAGUGCCACUUCACCUGGGAUCUGGACCCCAGCAGGUCCAAACUUUUCUGUCUCAGGGACAAGCUGGAGGACAUCGGCGACGACGAGGCAAACUAUUGGCUGGGUCACAUUUACAACCUGCUGGGGUACAUCCACUACCAGCUGGGGUUCAUCAAUGAAGCCCGGAGACUCUUCAGCAGGGUUGCAGAGGCCUUUCAGCAGACAAGAAAAGCAGAUGAGGGUCCUUGGUUGGUGGUGAACUACGGGAACCAGGCUUGGCUGCACCACCACCUGGGAGAAGAAGCAGAGAGCCAAGCUUACCUGUCAAAGGUUGACGCCCUGCUGAAUAAAUACCCAUCUCCAUCGCAGGACGAGCUGCACCCAGAGGUCUACGCUGAAAAGGCCUGGACCCUGAUGAAGUUCGAGGCAGACCAGAAGCUGCUGGCUGCAGAUUACUUCCAGAGAGCCAUCAGGAUGCAGCCAGACAUGGUGGAGUGGCAGACCAGCUACAUCAUAGGGUCAGUGAAUGCUUUAAAUCACAGCAACACAGAGCUGGACCCCGACCUGUUUGAGAAAAUGAGAAUUGCCAAGGAACAGGAUCCAGAGAACCUGUACCUGGCUGUUCUGUACCUCGACCAGCGGGCAAAGAAAGGGGAAGAAACUGCAGAUGAAGCACAUGAGUUAGCCAGAAAGGUUCUGAGAAAUCCUGUCAGCAGUUACAGUGGUAUCAAACCAUUGCUCAGGCUUUACAGACAGCCUGACACUAUUGAUGAGGCUACUGAAUUGGCCGAGGAGGCUCUGGGAAACCAUCCAGAUGAACGCUUUCUGAAGAGAUGUGCUGCACUCUGCUACAAAUGGAAGGUCCUUUUUUUCAGGGACAGUCACCUAAAGCAAAGCAUGACAGACAGAGCAAUCAGUCUGCAUAAGGAGGUGAUUUCUCUCUAUCCUCAUUCUGCACUUCUGAAGAAAUCAGACCUUGCAAGUAUGUAUGCAAAGUCGUACAGCGGCAUGGUUGAAGCUGAUCGGAUCUACCAGGAAAUGCUGCAAACUGUUCUGGAACCUGCAGACAGACAGCUGCUUUACAACAACUACGCUAAAUAUUUACACUUUGAUCGACAGGACCGCCAAAGGUCAAUAAAAUAUCACAUGAAGGCAGCAGAGAUGCCAUAUCAGACCUUCUAUCGACAGAACAGCAUCAAAAUUCUGCAAAAGAUUCAAGAGAGAGGCUGGCACCAAAUGUAUAGCGAAAUAAAGGCGUUUCUGGAUAACCUUCAAGAACCAUAGUGCAGCACACAGCCUGGGUUUCCAGAGAAAGCAGGCUAAAAAUCCAUACAUACUCAGUACUCUGAAACAUAUUAGGAAAACGUGGAAAAAAUUUAAGUUUUAAAAUGUUAAAAUGGAAGUGAGACACUGUCUGAACCCAGCAUGACGGGAGGUUUGGGCCUGUUUGAUGUGAAAAACAAGCACAGAUUCACUUCACCCCUGCACCUGAAUCCUCACACACGGAUCGGCUGAAUCUGAUGUCACCAUGUCAGCUCUACAGAAAGUGCUUUUGCAAGGUCAAACAGUGCUUCAUAGUGACUAAAGGUGAAGGAUUCAACUUCACCAGUUUUAACAUCAGAUGCCCCUCAGUUGGGGCAGACAUACAUCUCUAAAUACAUAUCGGCCAUAGCAGAAAGUCAAACAGCAAAAGCAGUUAUUUUCAAAGGAAUGGCAGCAAUCUGAGCAUUCACUUGCAAGGGUGAAAUAAAUCUGUGCAAACCGUCAUGAACACUGACACACAGCUUUGCACUGACCUCUGGGAGGGAAACGGCCAGAUUGAUCCUCUCAAGGCAGGUGCAAGCUGAUUUUUACAUUCUUAACGUAAUGCUAUUUUACAUCAUUUUACUAACAGCAGCAUCAUACUUUAGAUAAUAUGCACUGUAGGCAUAGUGGAAAAUCUACAAAACUCAUUUUGUGUCAAAAUACAAUCACAAUGACAGGACCCCAUGUGGCUGCAGUCGCUCUAGUUGUUAAACUAUACUAACACUUCAUGAUGUGUAUAAAAAUAACGAGGAGCCUUAUUAUUUCUGCAGAAGCAAGCCAGAUGGUUCAGGUUGAAGUUAGGAGCAGUUUGUUUUCCCACAGGAUGCUACCUGGGAGAGAGACACUGACUGGAGGUCAGAUUUAUCACUUUCAUCACUCUCCGCGUCCUGGAGGAAGCACUGGGAACAGAACGAUUUAUGAAUCACACCAGUUAUGUGAAGACGGACAGUAGCUACAUCUGGAAACCAACUGACUGUUCACAAGUCUGGAAGGGAAAUACCACAUAAACUGCCUUUAAAUCCUGAACAUUACAUGACUCAAAACUGUAUUUGAAAUUAAGAACAAAACAGACUUUAUAACAUUUGCUUUGCUAAAAGCUUUGUAGUGAAAAAAUUAAGAUUGGUAAUACUGUAUGUUCAUUUGAUGCAUAACCUGAAUCAUGACUAGAAGACACAGUGGGCAUAGAAAAUACAGUAUGCUACACUGAGUCUCAGCUGCACACAGUGCUAAUAAAUAUACACAUAAUGAACAAUUUUGUUUUGGUGGUUACUCUACACAGAACUUCACACAGGAGCUGAAGACGCCUUCUGAGAGCUACUGCCAAAGUUUGAGAAAAGCCAAACCUUUGGGCAAAGUUUGUCAUUUUGUUUUCCAAAAGCCCUGAGGUUUAUUAUGUUCUAAUAAGUGCGCAGGAAAUAACUUAAAUUUAGUACUAAACGAGGUUAAGUGGAAUUUCCUCGAAAGAAACACUCUCUAUUACCGAAAACUUCAUUAAGCCCGUAAAGGUCUAACCAUAUCUUUCCCAAAGAUUAAUCUAACCCUUCUGCAUGUCCAACUGUGGCUCGGUCAUGAAAAGGUUCCUUACAACUAACCUCCCAAGAGCAUCAGACACGAGCUGGGGGUCCUCGUCAUCCUCAAGAGUCAAACUUCUGAACCCACAGGACUGAUGAAUCAGGGUCUUUAUUUCCAUUAUCAGAUCAGUUUGUAAAACUCGUUCACAUACAGAAACUGUUUACAAGAGACACGUCUUCUCUAUAUACACAUGUCCAAAAGUUACCAGUAAUGGCCAUAACUAUGUGAAAACUGGGAGUAUCACAGAACUUUUCUCUUCCAGGGAGUUUGAACCACAGGCCGAGGUUAAAAGGUUUUCAGUGGUUACAAACUGUAUUUACCCACUGCUGAGACCCGAGGGCUUCACACUGCAGCUGCGCCGUGUUACAGACAGGUUAGUGGGCCAGUAUCAAAAAAUGGAACUACUUUCCAUACAAAAAAGAUUGAGUCAAGAUUUCUGACAGUUUGGAGGUAAAAAAACAAAC
This is a messenger RNA of Monopterus albus (swamp eel), 3513 nucleotides long. Its product is annotated as interferon-induced protein with tetratricopeptide repeats 1-like. The coding region runs from base 146 to 1456 and encodes 436 amino acids. The record is from RefSeq and is a predicted model, not a curated record. Gene Ontology annotation, biological process: defense response to virus. The transcript is spliced from 3 exons. Gene Ontology annotation, molecular function: protein binding. NCBI's taxonomy places the organism in Eukaryota, Metazoa, Chordata, Actinopteri, Synbranchiformes, Synbranchidae. Gene Ontology annotation, cellular component: cytosol.